Molecule: messenger RNA, 1579 nt
Organism: Haliotis rubra (blacklip abalone)
Lineage: Eukaryota; Metazoa; Mollusca; Gastropoda; Lepetellida; Haliotidae
Exons: 8
Coding region: 294-1388 (364 amino acids)
Source: RefSeq, a predicted model, not a curated record
UAGAGUGCUCGGGCACACCCGAUCAGAGACGUGUGACACCUGAUAGGGCGGCGGCCAUUGCGAUUUCAAGGUCGAUAUACUCGGAUUAUCCAGCCGAUUGAGGCAUCUUUGAAGUAGGGUUCUGCGUGAAGAUCUGCCGUUGUCUGUGUGUCGUCUAUCGGUGUAGAGGGCAGUGUUGUGGAGCACCUCCUGGGAUCUAUCCCAUUGUAAGCUGUCCAUGGAACGGUAUACCGUCUUCAAUGCUUCGAGCCUCUCCCAGUAACAAGGUCGUUGGUGGAGACUGAAUUAUGUGAAUGAUGGGGAAACGACGCUGUUGGAUAUCAGCAACACGUGUUUUAGGUAGGAGGUCGUUGUUGCUGCCGAUGUUUCUGCUGCUCGUGGUGACGUUAUUGUACUUCGCCACAAUGCUGCAAACGUCAGGCACCCAAACGUUUCGGGGGAACCUACCCGAGCACACGCGUCAGCCCACCGAACGUCAUGGGAGACAUGGCGGGGACGUCAUCAAACAGCUAGACUUGGUGAAUGUCAACCACAACGUUGCUGACAGACUUGUAGGUUUAUACAAGGAGAAGAUGAAAGUUCUGACGUCGCAGGGUCCAAAUUUCUUCCCUUCCACAAAGGAAACCUGCGCCGAAGAGAGUAGCAUAUUUCGACCUUGUCUGGAUGACACGUGUUCCGAUGACUUCCUUCACCCACCGGAAGAUAAUUUGCGUGAUCUGCUCCGUCGCCAAUACGUCUUUCCUGUAAAAUACAUGCAUGUGCUGCGAAAUCUGACUGACCAGUCAGUGGACGCGACCAGCGUGACCUUCCUGACGGCUGUGUCCGCUAGCAACUAUCUGGAGGUUCAGCCGCUCAUCAAGAACCUUGUGGAGGAGGUGUUCCCGAGUCAGCUGGACUUCCGGUUCUAUGUGUAUGACCUUGGCCUCAACGACAAACAGCGAUAUUCCUUCCAGAACCAUUGCCCCCAAUGCCAGCUGAGGAGCUUCCCCUUCUCUCAACUCCCGCCAGUCUUCUCAAACCUCAAGUCCUACGCCUGGAAGCCCGCUAUCUUGCAGGCUCAUCUCCCUGUGUCAGACUUCGUCAUCUGGGCCGAUCCUUCUGUCCGCUUCACAACUUCAAACCUCACGUCAGUUCUCGAGGAAGUACGAGAGCGGGGCAUGAUGGUCUCCAUGUCAUCCACCUCAACAGCCAUCCACACAGAUCCCCGGAUGUAUACCUACUUUGGAGUGACGCCUUGUCUCAUGUCCCGUUUCCGGGAGGUGGAGGGAGGCUUCUCAUUAUGGCACAACAGUUUCUACACCCAACACGCCAUCCUGUAUCCCUGGCUUGUCUGCGCCUUCUCCCCCCAAUUGUAUGUGCCCGUAUGGUACGACCCAACCGCUCUCUAGUGUGUAUGACUGUAGGAUGAAGAUCAGGACAUACGGCACGUGUCAUCGAUUUGACCAAUCAGCAAUGAGUACCAUUCUUUCAAAACUUUACGGGGACAAUGUGGGGUACUUUAUUGUGAGGAAAGGGCGAAUACACAAGUUUAACCUGCAUGAGAAAUUUCAAUAUUUGCCGGAAUAAAAUGUGAAGUGAU